AUGGACCCAUUAUCUAUAGCCAGCGGGUGUGCAGGUCUUGUUUCGGCCAUCGGCUCGCUCUCCUUUUCUAUUCAUGCUUUCGUACGAACUUGUCGCGAAGCCCGAAGUGAUCUCGAUCGGGUAUCGCGAGAGUUAUUGUCUCUGCAGACUGUCCUUGAACUUAUUCAGGAAGAUGUCACGGAUGACACAACGGCGUUUCCACAAACACUGGAACGGCACGUCUCGGGUAUCGUUUUGAACUGCAAUUCGGUCGUCACCGAGAUACAAGAGUGCAUUACCAAAUACUCUAGCGACAAUCGCCUCAAGAUCAAGGCAUCAUGGGCCAUCAAUGGACAAGGAGACGUCGCAAAAUUGCGUUCAAGUCUCGAAGCACAUAAGGCGGCGCUGGAGUUGGCCCUGGACAUGUUUGCGCUGCACCUAGCCAAAGAUAUAAAAAAUGACACAGCCGAGAUCCGCAACGAUACUACAGCAAUAAAAGAGGACACGGCACAGAUCCUCGCGGAGAUCGCUCGACUUCAAGAACGCCUCCCCAAGCAGGUUGAAAAUGACUACAUUCUGCAGCAUUUUCUGGAGGAAAUGACUACGUAUACAGAGCAGACUUUGGAUAGGCCCUACAGCGAUGGGCGAAGUCCAAGUCCUACAUUUCUCCGACCAGAUUUCGAUCCACCAGACGAUGUUUACUUGGAGGAUUCGGAACGAACAGCAGUCAGCCGCCCAGAAAGUCCUUGGAAUCAAGCGAAUGAAUUACAGCAGCAGAAUCUGCCCACCACCGAAUCGACCGUGCAAGCUGGCAGAUCAUCACCGGAGGGUAUGCAGGGGCAUGGUACCUCCUCUGAUAACGAGCAGGGUCUUCAGGAUAUUGGGCUAGUCAAUCACGAAGGCCCAGCUCCCACCGAUAACCACACACCAACCAGCCUUCACACCCACGCAAUAUAUUCCUCACGGUCAGAUGUCUCCAAAUCGUCAAUAAAUAACCCAAAUCUGCUACGGAUAGAGACCGUCGAAGAAACCAUUCGUCGCCUAACAUUCCCCGAGCUUAAUGCUCUCGAGCGAGAGAGUAAUAAGAGGGAGGGCCACCGCGAUUCUUUCUUACCCACCACAUUAAUACCGAAGGAUGAGUCAACCCCCAACCGCCGGCGGUCGUCAGGUCAGCGGAGUGAAACAAAGGAUCGGCGUAACAGAGGUGCCCGUCACGUUCUGAAAGCCAACUCUAAUCUGAGCCGGGAUUCUGUGGAAGACAAGUAUUACAAAUACGAGAAUGAGCCAUUUAAACCUAAGCGAAAUGGCGGUGAUGCGCUUAAAGCGCCGCCAAAGCCAACGGAGGAAGAGGUUUGUCUCAGCUACUACGAAGGCACAACUCGGGGAAGAACACUAGUGAUUAACUACCCAGUCGCUACAUCUAUUCGUGACAAUCUCCGCGAUCAAGAUUGCUACGAGUCUACCCAUACCCGCUUCACUGCCAUUGCAUGUACUCCUAGGGGACUCGAACAGCUGAGACACCCAUUCCGUCCAAGACUGUUCGCAAAACCGAGGCACGUUGCUAUAGUGUUUGCACUGGAAGUUACCGGAAGGACCACUUACGAGAAGUUUAUGCAUAAAUGGAAUUUUGCUGCAACCGCGAUCUCGCAGGCAAGACUAAGGGUGGAGGCCUUGAGAGAACAUCUACCACAAGAUUACUUUCUCCCUUGGCAGCAUACUAUUGUUCUGGUCCAUUUCCCUUCAAAUUCUCAACCAGUUUCUCCCGAGGUCAGAGACUUUAUGACAGGUCUAGGCGUACAGCACCAUUGCGAUGACCUAAUGAGUAUGAUAGGUCAAACUUCUUUGAAUCCACCUUUACCAGAAGAUCAGAUGCAAAGGUUUCGGGAAAGCAUUACGGCAACUAUACAUGAGGUUGGUUACUACACACGAGCAAAUUUCAGUUUAUAUGCUGAUACACAUCCAGUACACCGUGCAGCCAGCGGCUAA
Fusarium sp. VM40 is the source of this 1965-nucleotide messenger RNA. NCBI's taxonomy places the organism in Eukaryota, Fungi, Ascomycota, Sordariomycetes, Hypocreales, Nectriaceae. The record is from the annotation of a GenBank genome assembly.